Messenger RNA from Pseudonaja textilis, 4493 nucleotides. The record is from RefSeq and is a predicted model, not a curated record. Lineage: Eukaryota; Metazoa; Chordata; Lepidosauria; Squamata; Elapidae.
CAUCUUUAAUAGCACAUCUUCAAGAAACGCGCAAAAUACACUGCACAGAAAUCUAUCUUGCUUUCAAUUAUGUUGAUAUUCCGUGUAUGUGUGUUAAUCUUUAAGCCUCUCCCAGACUUCCUAAUAGCUCUCCGUGCAAAACGAGGAAAUCAAAAGACCUCCGAUUUUAGAAACCCCAUGAAGUUCAUAGCAACUAAAUGGAGUUUUGAAUCUUUAACAGAGCAGACCGGGUGUUGUUUUGGGCUUUGCCUUCGCAAAUUACCCGUCUUAAGAGAAGGCAAGGAAAACGCAACAGCCGGAUUCUUUACCACCGACAUCGCUUCUAAAGGCUGCUGAACUCAACUCCUUUUUCGGAUCGGGAGACGCCGAACGACGCUCUCGGCACGACACCAGAUUUGGUCCCCCGGCAGAGCUCCGGCUGCAGCGUUCCACUUCCUUCUCCGCCCUUCUCGUGACGUACCGCAGCCAGCUCAGAAAACCCGCCCGCUCCGGUGUUGCCCGAGUCCUCAAUUCCUGAGGCCGCGAGAUGGGGCCUCCCCCUCCACCGCUUCCCUCCUAAGACGUCUUCUCCGGGCUUCAGGAGCGACGCUGCUGCUGAAGGUCCGGCACCAGGCCUUCCGGCCGAGAGCCCGUUGACGCCGGUCCCUGAAUUCCGCUGCGGGAAGCUUCUUCGGGCGCCCGAGGAAGUGGCUGGAAAGCUACAAUACGAGCGGCUCCCUCCACCGGACAGAAAGGCGACGCAGAAGGCCGAGGACCGUCGUCCCGCCGGGGCUGUCGUAUUACCUCAAGGGCAAAGCACCGCCUGGCCCCCUUCCCUCUUGAUGGCUCUGAAUUUCAACCCGGCGACUUCCGCCUCUCCUUCGGGGUCUCGUCUGCAGCCGGUCGGCAGCCUGCACAGCUCGUCGCAGCCGGGGCAGGAGGGACCUCAGGAGGCCGGAUCCGAGCCCCUUCUGUCCGAGAUGGAAACCACUCAUGUCCAGGUAGACUCUGAUCAGAUAAAAGAGAAGAAAAGUUUGGAUUUUGUUUGUGCAACAACUCUGUCUAAAAAUAUAGCUGGAUCUAAAGCAGUUGAGAAGAAUUCUAAGCCUUUAGGACUCAGUGCCAUUAAUCCUGAGAUUUUUCAGAUACAAUCUUUUACAGGCACUGGAUCUCAACAAUUUAUUUUAUGUAAUUCUUUUAAACCUACAGUUCAACUACUUCUACCGGCCCCCUUACAUCCCCCUGGACAAGUGCCAGUAAGUAAAAUAAUUACACGUGGGCAGAAACAUAAAUCCAUUACAAAAGAUAGAGAAGAUUCUUCAAAUGUUUUUUUGGUUCCAACUUGUUCAGCAAAAACUCCUAUAAAUGAAGGGAAGCAACCAAAAGAGCAAAAGAUUAAAAAAUCUCUGAAAGUGACAACUCGUUCUGGGCGGAUUUCUCACCCUCCCAAAUAUAAAGUUAAGGACUACAAAUUUAUUAAAACAGAAGACUUGGCUGACUGUCACCCAUCUGAUUCUGAUGACUAUUCUGAGCUGAGCUUAGAAGAUGAUGAAUGCAACAAAGUAAAGGAAGCAUGUGAAUUAUUAAACCCCUUUAACUAUGACCUGCGGCCAAAAUUGUUUAAGUGUCAAAACUGUGAAAAAUCCUACAUAGGAAAAGGAGGAUUAUUACGGCACUACAAAAUAAAUCCAGGCCAUGGGCACCAAGAGACUUCAGAAUCUUCUAUAAAUAGAUUUUCUAGAAUGACACAGCUGGAGUGUGCUGAAAAGGCAAAUUGUGAAAGCAACCAUCAACCUUCUCCACCUUUACCAGUUACUCUUGCUUUAGUAAGCAAACAUGGACUAACUAUAGAAUUGGAAAAAAAUAUUGAACCAGAAAGUGAACAGCAGUCUGAUAUUUCUGCAGAAAAUAGAAAUUCUGAAGAACCAUAUAACAUCCAUUUGGGGCCUGGAAGAAGAAAACGGCAGAAAAGAUCUUAUCAAUCAAAGAUGUCUAAUAGAUCAAGAUGUUCUACAACAUUUAGCAGUCUUGGUCAAUUGUCUUCCAAUUCUUUUAAUAGUAUCUCAGCAGAGCAUCUUACCAAUAGUAGAUUUAAAAGAAAAGCUACGCUAAAAGAGCUGAUUCAGCAUUGUACCAAUGAAGAAUUUAUGGAACUGGUGGUUCCACGUUUGACAACUGUUGUUACUGUAUUUGAAUUCCUACUGAUGAAGGCAGAGAAAAAAUGUCAAAAAAAAGCAGUCUUUCCAGAUGUUUACCAGGAGUUUGAAGAGCUCCAUUCAAUGGUAAAGAAAAUGUAUCAAGAUUAUUUUAAUAAUUCUGAAUUAAAGCAACCAUUAGAAAUAAAAAACCAUAAGGUAGCUGAAUCACUAGGAAUUACAGAUUGUUGUCUUGAAGUGACAAAGAUACAGACAAAUUCUUUUCCUGAAUGUACUGAAUCUACUGAUCAGCCUAUAUUGCUCCAUAUCUCAGGACAGAAAUGAGCAGCUGAGUUCUAGAAAUGUACAGCAAAAAAUAUUCUGCAAAAAUAUGGGGGAAAAAAAAAUGAAUUGCUCCAAUCAAGAAUUGUGGAAGAUAAAUACAGAUUUAUGUGAUCGACACACUCAAGAAAAAUUGAAUAUUUACAGCCUUUAAAUACACCAAGAUUAGAUUAUUUGAGAUGCCCAACUGACCAUAGAGGACAUUCACAAGAAGAACAAAGAUAAAUUCAAGUUGGGACACAGUAAACAAAAUGACUUAUUAUAUCUCUUGAAACAUCUGAAAAAUACAGUCAUCGUUCUCCUUGAUUUCUUCAUGAAAAAACACUGAAAAUAAAAUAUAUCAAGAACUUAAGAAAAAAUGCUGUUAACAAAUUUUGAACUUUCUUAAAACUUUAAUAAUUUCAACAGUAUUAAACAUCACAGGAGUAGUUCAUCAGUUUAGAUCUCAGGAAAUUGAAUAGACCAGCUUCAUCCUUCCUUGAAAAUAUAUGACUAAUCAAUUUAAUAGUAUUUUAAUGGAAGAAAAUAAGUACAACAUGAUGUUGAAGAUUAUGAAAACUGGGAACUUUUAUUUUCAGUAUAGGCAUUGCUUCUUCCUGAUGCUCUACAUUAUACAUCUGUUUGUAACACAGUUUGCUGCUACUACAUUUAUACAAAUUCUUUUGAAGUUGCAGCACUUUCAACAAUACUAAAAUUAAGCCAUUAUAAAAAUAUUUUGGAAACAGUUUUGAAAGUCUAUCUGAAAUGUAUAUUAAACAUGAAUUGAUUCCACAAGCUUGGCAGUAUUUAAUAUAUAGCAUAAGUUCUAAAAAUAUCCAGGUUUAGGUGUUACCUCCCCAGAAUAAUAAUUUUGCUAAUCUGGUUCUAAUAAUAUUAAUUCUCUUCAGGUAUUCAGGAGCUGAUUGGCCUUUAUGAUAAAACAUGCAUUGGGAUGCUACCAUGCAAGUUUUAUGGUUUUGUACUUGCGGUUGCCGUAUUGCCCACAAUUACAUAACUUAAGAGUUUGCAUCAUAUCACAAUGCACUUUGUCACUUCGUCCCUAAUUGCACAUGCCUUUGUCUGCAUAAGAGAAGAUGUAUUGGCUUCCUAAGAGUCAAUAUUCUCAUAAUGAUUGAAUGAAUCAAUUCUGCAGGAAAGCUAGCAGCACUUAAAUGAGGGGCUUAAUCAGUGGUGCUAUAGGGAGUUAAUAGAAAAUGAACUUCUCCUAAGAGACAAAUAUGUUGCACCAAUUGCUAUGGAUAUAUUAAUGCUUGACUACCUAAAAUACUGUAUAAAUUUGACAACUGCCAGAAUUACUUUAAAAAUUAACAUUUAAAUUCUUGUAUAUGCUAUCCUGAAUAAACUUGAAGAAAAUGGUGCUUUAGAGAUUGCUGUUUCUAUGAGAUUUCCAAUUUAAUUUUACUUUUUUAAAAUGUAGAAGAGCUUUAUUUGAGAUUAAAAGUCCUUACAGAUUGUUCUUGAUCUUGAAUCAUUUUAACGUUUUAAAGAUAUCUAUUCUUGGAUAAUAAACAGAUAACCAAGGUUUUCUUAAAUAUUUAGUUUACUACAUAGAACAUCUAUAAAUGGCUUGUUUAAAGGUAAAAAUUCAUCUACUUCAUGUUGUGAGAUACAUCCUAUUCUACAUACUUGCAACUGUAAGAUAUAUUCUUAAAUUUUCCCAAAUCCAAGUUACUCUGAAAACACUUUUAAUUCAUAGUACCUAGACAUUCAAAUAUUUGGAAGUGAAGAGUUUAACAGUAUAUGACAUAAAGAAAUAUAAAAAGUUGAAUAAUUUAUGUCAUGCCAUAUUAGGAGUUUUAAAGCUUAAAUUAAAAUUAUGUUUGGUGAAAUUUGGAAGGCAUAUGCACUGAUAAGACUACAUUUGCAUUUAAUAACACAUUUUGGCUUCUUGAUGUACAUGCUCAUAUCUGUUCUUCCUAGAAACGGAAAAUAUGGGCAGUUUCCUUGAAAUAUUUUUUAAAAAUACGUUGGGUAAACUAUGGACUUAGCUUGUUUCUGGAACAAGUCAUGAUUCCUUAAUUGCACUGAAUAUUAAAC